Messenger RNA from Epinephelus lanceolatus (giant grouper), 5264 nucleotides. Lineage: Eukaryota; Metazoa; Chordata; Actinopteri; Perciformes; Serranidae. The record is from RefSeq and is a predicted model, not a curated record.
GAAGUCCUGACAUCGUUACAUCGCUGAAUGCGGCCACAUCCUCGCCCCUGGAUUAUAAAGCCUACUUUAUUCGAGUCAGCCACCCUACCUAAAAACUCCUUUUUUUUUUUUUCCUUGACCUUACAACCUUUUAAAGACUGGACUCAUCUACGCCUCCGCUGCCACAGUCACUGCUGCUCUGCCACGAGACAAGGACACUUCAACCUCUGCCCAAGUAUCUUCACACCCCAGAGAUCCAGACUCCACCAGCACCUCAAACUUCAACUUUACAGAGAUGAAGGGUCACGUAGCAUGGUUUGCCCUUCUUCUGUGCACGGCCGUUGCAGCCUCUGCCUCAAGUCAAAUGUGUGAUCCAACGGAGGUUAAUGACAACCCAUGGGUGUACGUGAGCAAGAUGCUAAUUGGCUGUUGGACCAGCUUCAUCACAGAGGACAAGGCAGAGGUCCACAUCCUUAACCUGAACUUUGCUGCCACGGAUGCCAAUAUGUUCUCUCUCGAGAUGGCCGAUGCCAAGCCGAUGAACCUCAUCCUCACAUCGUCAGACACGGCCUACGGUCUAUACAACGUCAACCCCAAUGUUAACAUUUAUAUAAACAAUGACUCCACAAUUACACUACAUGCUAAUCACCAUCACAACAAUCUCCACAAGGAAGACUUCCCCACUCAAGACGAGGAGCUGGUCAAGUGGGCGACACAGAAGUUUGGGGGUGUGACUUCAUUCACCACAAUCCGAAAUCUGAUAGUAAUGUCAUCGACGGGAACAGAUGGAACCAAACCUGGCUCCCGCAACUGCAUACUUAAAAAUGAAGAUGCAUUAGAGAAGCACUUUAUGAAGAUUAAAACAGCACCCCUGGCUUCCUCGUUCAAAUCUUGCUCCCCACAGCAGCAGACACCCAGCGAUGCCGAGCUUCACAUCAUAAACAUCCCAGAGAAUGCCAGCGUUCGCAAUGUGUCACUUCGCAUUGACGCUAUGAAGACUAGUGUGUUCCUGAGAGGCCCUCAGGGCACCACAUGGAUCUUCCUCAACCCACAACACGCCCAUAUUUUUUCCAACAAUGACAUCCUGCUGCCCACCAUCACACACAAAAUCCAGCCUUUGUUUACACUGAACAGCGACAAUGCAGAUGAUGUGCAGAGGACGGCUUUGGAUCACUUCAAAGCCACUACUUUCACCAGCUACACUGAACUCAGACCAGAGGACUCUGCGGUUUUACUGGUCCUCGGAAGAAAAGACAACCCCGCAGUUCUAGAACCAGCAACAACACCCGCCGCUCUCGUCACAACCAAUGCCCCUCAUCAGAUGCCACUGCUGAUGCAGCUAUACACAUCCCCAGACUAUCGUUCUCCCCUGGACUCUAACACCAAGGUGCAGAGUGACAAGAGAAUUUAUGCAGAGAUUUCAGGGCACACUUUAGGGGAUAUUGUCUUGACCAUCAAGGUGAUCAGCUGCUUUGUGCGCUCCACGGGAUCAUGCCCUGUAGAGAAAGAGCUACCCAUCAUGCCAGAGGCCUGCUCUUUAAAUUCUUGUCCCAACAGCACCCGACUCAGCUUCUCCUUAGAUCAGCUCCAAGAGCUGACGUCCACCACAUGGGACCUGGAAUGCUCUGUCAAACUCUGCUACAGUGAGAAAUGUGGAGAUGGAGGAAGAGUGAAGAGGAAUCUGGAGGUUACCCAGCCGUGUCUGCAACCACCAACCCCACCGUGCUUUGAUUUUGGCCUACCUGGUGUCCUGGGCAUUGCUUUUGGAGGGUUCCUGAUUGGAGUUUUACUUAUCGGAGCACUGUGGUUUAUCAGAAUUAAAACAGGGUACCCAACUGGAUUGGACAAAGGCUCAACCGCAGCAAAUCUUCCCGGGUGCCACUGCUCAGGAGCAAAACGACAACCUGUCUCUAACAACCCUUCCCCCUCUGAGAACAGCAGCGCCAACGCAAGCAUUGGAAGCACCCAAAGUACACCGACCAGCAGCAUGGCAUGAGAUUAUGGUAAUCUCCACCACCAGCAGAGCUACCGUCUCCCUUCAAAGUCACCUAUACGGGUUUUGUGCUUUUGUUUUCUUUAAUAAUGCUUAAAAAGCAUUUCUCCCCUCCCUGCCCCAUCAAAUUCUCAUUAAAAAGCACAACCCACGUCUGAGACUCACCAAGCCUGAAAUGGAUGUGAUCUGGGAGUUUGUAAUGGUGGAUCAGGGAAGGAGCUGGGUGACGGAUAACAGAAGUGUAAUCAAUGGCCUCUGAUGCUCACCUCUGCAGCCUCUCUGUAAUGUCAAGCUCCUAGACAGGAAGUUAAAGAGGGCAGGAGAAAAAAAAAUAAAUUGGCUCCCAGCAACAGGAAAAACAAACCAUAUCCCCCAAGAGCUAACAGGAAAUUCACUGCAUUCCAUUCGAUGAAUUGUGCUUGUGUGAUGGCAGCACAAUAAUAGUUAGACAGGAGACAGACCAGUCAAAAGACCGACUUUGAAAAACAGAUGAAAAGCUGUUUUGCAUUCACAUCUAAGCUAUAAAAAUAUGAAGGGCUUUCGACUAGGUCGGUCCCAAAAGUUAUCAACAACGUCUCGGGGACGGAAAAGCUCAACAUGUCAGGAUCUCAAACCAGUCAAUGAAAUGCUCACUUCAAGGGGUAUUUGUCUUAAUUGGAGUUCGAGGUCAAUAGUUAACAGCUACCUCCUAUUUUUUAGAAGUCUGGAGCCAAGUGUGAACUUAAAACUAGACUUCUCUGGUGAAUUGAUCUUAUUUUCUGCCUUUUUCAAUUUAUGUUUUUAUUCUGUGUCACUUUAGGUGAAUCUUGGAGUUGACCCUCUGGGUCAUUUGUAGCUCAUAAACAUAGCCAUGGUGCCAUUUUUAUGCUAUCCAAUAGCUGUAUCAGGGCCUUCAUAUCAAGGUUUUUUUCUUCCAGUGUUUAUUGAAAGUUACAAAUAUACUUGAUUUCCUAAUUACUCAACAAAACCAAUCCCAAAAUUAGAUUUAUGGCCCGAAGGUUUCCAAUAAAUCAUGAACCAUCAAGGGAAAAAAGUACUUUUAUUUAUGUGAGCUGAGAAGUAAUCACUCCUGUAAUGUACAGCACAGCAUGCAGAGAUACAUGGCUGUAUUCAGAGCUGAGUAAUGUGCCCAUAAUGAGGAGUCAGUACUAAAACUCUGCACAUCAGUCAUCAGACCCCAGACUUAGGUAUGGACUUGAGCACCACUCAUACAGCUACACCCAUAGGGUGGAGUUUCCCCAAAAUAGUCUGUCUGAAGGUGAAACUCCAGUACUUUUCCUUUGCACAAUGUCCAUUCUCAGUCUGUUACCACUGCCUGAUAAUUUGUUGUAAUCACAAUUUUUCACUUGAAAUGGCAUGUCUGUGGUAAUAUGCACAAACACAUACAUACAACAAGACUCUUCAUUAUCACCCUGUGUACCUCCAUGCAAAUGUUCACAGUGAAUAAACCAUCACUUUUGGUGUAUUUCAAGAUCAAGACAUUAAGCAAGUAUAAAGUGUCCAACCUGCUUGCUCAUAUUCAGUGUCUUGUCAUUCAAAAUGUAGCCAGCUACUGCUCUAUCUUUUGAUGCGAAACAACAGGGAAAUCAUUUUUAGACCUCUAAUGGAUGAUAUGGAUCGAUGUGACCAAACUCCAGAGCCCAGUUGUUCAGAAGUAAUGUGAUCGGAUCAGAUUGGAUCAAAGCCUUAAUGGGUUAUUCAAAAGAAAAAAAAGAAAACAACUCUGAAAUUGUGUUAGAUCACAUAACCCUGUCACAGUUUUGGUUUUGAUAGAAUCAAACCUCCAGUAUGUGUUGUUCAGAACUUUUUGGUAGGACUGGGAUCUAAAAAAGUCUGAAUUAUUCUGAUCCCAGCAGGAGAGUGGAUUCGGUGUGGCUUUGAGGAACAAAAUGUAAUAAAACUUUUAAACUUAUCAAGCACAGUAAAGUAAAAAAAAGUCCCCCUAGAACAAUCCCCCCCAAAUAGCUGUCUGUAUCAAACCCAGAGCAUUUAAUUUAACUUUUGUUUAUCACAUUAUAUUAAUUACAAUGACACAGUCAGACCUAGUUUCUAACAACCGCAUUCCCCAUGCUGCUUUCUGUCUCUUCUAUUACACUUAACAGUUAAAGUGACCCCACGCUGCCUGUUCUUCCUGUUCUCUACAUAGUUAGUAGCCUACAUUGUGAUAUAUAGUCCCAUUCAGCACUGGUUAUCUGUGUUUGGUAAUCUUAAAAAGUUUGUAUGUGGGUCACGAUGAUCCAAUCCAGAGACUGGCACAAAAGUAAGAUGGACUGAUUGGGUGAUCCUUGUUAGCAGAACAUGGGCUCAUGGGAUUUUAAAAUCUGGACCAUUCUGAUCCUGAUUGAUGAUAAGUGUGAUGUUUAAAAAUUAAAUAUUGAUAUUAUGUUAGUAAUACAGAUGUGAUAAAAUCGGGGGAAUAAUCCAGCGCCUGUUAAAUCAUUCCUGUUUCUUUCCAUUCUCGCUUUGUCUCCCUCCCACAACGCCAUCUGGUUGCCUUUUCACUAGCCAUUAAUUUUAAUUGCUCUUUUUGUAUGCUUUGUUGCAGUUACGGUUACAGACUCUCUCCUCAUCUCACUGCACUUGAAUUUUGAGUGUAAUUCAUUUGCCAAAAUAAAAGAGACAAAAUGCGCCGUAAACAAAGUUAAAGUUGAAUUUGACAGAUAGCAAUAUUAAUAUUUAAAUUUCCAUAUAUAAUCGCGAUAAUACCCGUAUCGUGAACUCCUAUAGUCUUAAUAAUUGUGAAGUGAAAAACUGAUAUUUUGACAGUCCCACUUUAGGUACAAACAAUAGGCUUAAAUAUUCCAUAAUGAAAUUCACAUUUAAUUAGUUUUUUCUUUUGCAAAAAGAAAUUAAAUCUGUAAGAUUUAAAACAAAUGUUUGGGCUACAAAACCCCAUUUCCAGUUGAAAACUGGCAACCUCAGUCACGUUGACUGUGCAUAUGUUGUAUUGAGAUAUAUCUAUAUUUCCAAAACUGAGUUAACACCAGCAAGCUCCCCAGCCUUUCCCUUAAACUUUGCACAUAAGUCACCAGCUCUGAAUACAGCCUAUUUGGUUUAUAUAGUAUAAUCAAUAGUAGCAACAGAACAUUCAGUUGUGCUUUAAUUCCAUGAAGACUGCUUUCAAAAUCCAGCUCUAGCUUUAUUUCCAGCUGUCACAUGGCAAUAAAAUGGAAACUGUCACUUGACAGUAAAAAGUUUCAGUAACACUUUACUUGAAGGUAUCUACAUAAGAGUGACAUGACAUUGUCAUAACUAUGACAUGACAUGGUUAUGAACCUGUCAUGAACAUUAU